Epithele typhae is the source of this 2274-nucleotide messenger RNA. RefSeq lists its product as uncharacterized. The transcript is spliced from 8 exons. Bases 1 to 2274 code for a protein of 757 amino acids. Gene Ontology annotation, molecular function: protein binding. The record is from RefSeq and is a predicted model, not a curated record. Lineage: Eukaryota; Fungi; Basidiomycota; Agaricomycetes; Polyporales; Epitheliaceae.
AUGUCGCAAGGCCUCCUUCCCCACGCUCUCCUUGACUUCACUCUCGCUCGCGUUUCCGCGCGCCUGGAGCGGCUCGCUCUCCGCCGCUCUGCGAGCCUCGCUACAGGCCGAAGACACGCGCACCAGAGCGCUGCCCUCGCCCAUGUGGUGCCCCAGGAGUACCUUGAGGACAGCGAUGACAGUAUACUUCACCCUGCCGCGCCAGCGGACACCAGCAUACCCUCCACCCUGUUCCCGCAAUCUACGGUUAGGGCCGCUGCGGACCUGGAGAACCAUCUCGCGCAGGUGAAGGAACAGUCUUUGGUCGAGGACCAGCGCGAAGCAGACGAGGCUGCAUUGCGCGGGAUCGUUCAGUCCCUGUAUGCGCACGAAGGCAGCGCUAUCCCCUUGGAUGUCAAGUCUCAAUGUACGGCUGCCAUUGCGGAGCUGCGCGAGCUUGUCAAAGUGCUUGAGAGGGCCCCCGUGAAGACGCAGGAAUCAUUGACGGUUCUCCCCGAGGAGAAGUGGCAGUCGUUGGUGCGGAUGUGUGUUGAGGUGGGGGACUUGUCAGCUGCUGAGAGCGUCGUGGACCUCAUGAAGCGCGCCAGGUCACCAUUCGAGACGGCGAUGGUGCCGGUCAUGGACUACUAUGCGUGCCGGGGAGAGGUCGCCAACGCGGAACGGUUCCUUAAUAAGUACUGCCCGACUUCGCGCCCAGAAAAAUUGCGGGACUUGCACAUCAAGACCCACAUCCGAUCGGUAGACACUCCCACAUUCCCCGCCACUGCGCUCGCCGUCCUCCACCAAUAUGAGACCGAGGGUCAGCCCGCCCCCCAGCGCAGCUAUACCCGCUGCAUCCACCACCUCAUCUCCACCCGCUCUUCCGUCGCCGAGGCGCAAGCAUGGGAUCUCUUCGCCCACAUGCGAUACGUCGCGCACCCCACCCCCGACGCUGUCCUCUACACCGUGAUGAUGCGCGGUUGCGGCUCGCGCGUCAUGUCCCCACAACCAGCACGCGCUCUGGACCUCUGGACGGAGAUGACGGUCGACAAACGCAUAGAGCCCCCCAUCGACGCGUACGUGGCCGUCAUGUAUGCGCUCGCGUGCUCCAACCAAAAGAUCUACAUCGAUCGCGCGUUCCAGCUCGCCCGCGAGAUGCUGGACGGGCGACGCGACGCCUACGGCCACUCCCCGUUCGAGCCGGACAACAGAGUGUUCGCCGCGCUGCUCGAGGGCGCCAAGCGCCUGGGUGACCUCUCGAAGGCGCGUUGGCUCCUGGCGGAGAUGGUGUCCGCGAGCCUUCGCGGGGCGCAUACGGGCGCCCGAGCUGUGGUAGUGAACGCGAAGGCGAUGCGGCAUGUGUUCAAUGCCUACACCGUCUACCGCCCACCGUUCGUCCGGGGGGCCGCGCCGCUGGUGGAGGAAAAUGCGCCUGCGGUACUACAAGCAAGCAAGCCCACACCACCAGGAGCAACUGUGAGGCGGGAAGCGUUCAGACCGACGCGCAAGAAGGAGUGGAGAACGCCCCCGAACCGCCUCCACGAGUCCCGGUCGCGCAAGAAGAACCAGCGUUCACGGUCACCCUUCCCCAAAGCAAGGCGGAAAUCAUCGCGGAAGGACGUCAAACCCGACACCUCCCUGCUCAACGCGUACCUCGCCGUCCACUACAAGCACGCGCCGUUCGAAGAAGGUGUCCACCUCUACAAGACGCUCUUCGCCGAGCAUGGCAUCGAGAAGAAUGCGUGGACACGGGCGGCGUUCACGCUCGCCCACGAAGUCUGGGACGAGUGGCGUGUCGUCGAGGAAGAGUGGCGACAGAAGGGCCCCAACAAGGCGCUCCUAAACCCGCGUCUCGUCGAGCGCGCCCACGUCGCCAUGAUCCGCGUCCUCGCCUUCGGGUGCGCGACUUCCACGCCGCGUACCCGCCGCGCGCGGUGCUCCCUGCGUGCCGAAGCUGCCGCUGCGCUCGACGCGGACGGUGCUCGUCGCGCCGCGCCCGCUCGUGCGCCUGGUCUCGCCGCGGGGAUCCCGGACACGAGCGUGCCGCCGCUCCUCACGUUCUCCGACCUCGAGCUCCUCCACCACCGCCUCGUCGACCGCGGCGACAAGGAGUCGAUCGGGUUCGUCAAGUUCGUCUGCAAGGCGUACCAGGGCGCGCUCGCGCGCCGGAAGGAGGCGACGCUGGACACGCGGCCCGCCACGCAGCCAGAUGGCGAGAAGCGGGGGCGAGGAACAUUCCUGGAUAUUUGGGACCAGAACAACGACAAGAGUCGCCGUCUUCGAGCCGGUGGCUAG